AUGAAAGUCCAUUAUAUUAAUAUAUUAUUGUUUGCUCUUCCAUUAAAUAUAUUGAUAUAUAAUCAAAGGAACCAUAAAAGCACCACACAUCAUACAUUAAAAAUACCAAUCACUAGAUUAUUAUGCGAGUGCGACAUAUAUACAUCCAUUUAUGAUAAUGACCCACAAAUGAAAGAAGUUAUGGAUAAUUUCAAUCGUCAAACACAACAGAGAUUUCAUGAAUAUGACGAAAGGAUGCAAGGUAAGCGCCAAAAAUGUAAAGAUAAAUGCGAUAAAGAAAUCCAAAAAAUUAUUUUAAAAGAUAAAUUAGAAAAAGAAUUAAUGGACAAAUUUGCCACACUACACACAGAUAUGCAAAGUGACUCUAUUCCAACAUGUGUUUGCGAAAAAUCAGUCGCAGAUAAAGUGGAAAAAAAUUAUAUGAAAUGUACACAAAAUUUGGGAGGGAUUGUUGCACCCUCUUCAGGAGUAUUAGCAGGAAUUGCUGAACUUGGACUAAGUGCGUGGAAAACUACGGCACUUAAGACUGCUAUUGCAGCUGCCGAACAAGCAGGUGCUGCUAAGGGUUUGGCUGCAGGUGCUGCUAAGGGUGCGACUAGACUUAUUGAAUUAAUACAAUCAACAUUUAAGAUACAAAAUAUAGCUGGUAAGUCAUUGGGGACAUUUAUUGAUGCAACAAAUUAUAAUAAUGGCCCAUUCAUUUAUCAAGCUAUUUAUACAAAAUUUGAAAUGUCGUUGUGUCUACCUGUUUUUCCUGGGGUUGAUCCUGUCCCUGGCGCUGUCCGUGAUCCGACUUUUUGCAAUUUGUUUGAGAAAUUUGUACCUACAAAUGGUUCUUCAAAUAGAGAUUCAAUAAUAAAUGCUAUAGAAACAUAUGUACAACCUUUCGUCUCAGAUGCCAAAUUUACUGCUGCAGCAACUGCAGAAACGGCUACUGAAGAAGCUACUGCUGUCCUCAUAACGAAAAAGACCGGUGAGGUAACUACUACAUAUGCUAGUUAUCAGACUGCUAUUAUUGCUUCCAUCGUUGCAAUACUGGUAAUCGUUUUGGUUAUGAUAAUUAUUUAUUUGAUUUUACGUUAUCGACGAAAAAAAAAAAUGAAGAAAAAACUCCAAUACAUAAAACUAUUAGAAGAAUAG
Messenger RNA from Plasmodium falciparum 3D7, 1140 nucleotides. Its product is annotated as rifin. NCBI's taxonomy places the organism in Eukaryota, Apicomplexa, Aconoidasida, Haemosporida, Plasmodiidae. The transcript has 2 exons. The record is from RefSeq and is a predicted model, not a curated record. The coding region runs from base 1 to 1140 and encodes 379 amino acids.